GGCAAGCUGACUUCUGAUUUACACCAGCAGAGAAGAUAUCAAGAUGAACUUUUCAUUCCAAUUACUGCUGGCAGUAUGGCUAUACUUCCUCAAUAUCGCUCAAGAGAGCAAAUGUUUUCCUUUACCUACACAAUUUCGUUUGGAAAAACGAGGUACAAGACUCAUUCCAGACGGCACACGAUUCAGAAUUGCAGCAACUAGAGCUCAAGCUGCCAUUUAUAAAGGUGCAUCGAAGAUUAGCUAUGCUUCGGGAGCUGGUAAAGCAGGAAAAUUCCUGGAUAAAGCAGCAGCAGGUAAAUCAGCUAAAGUAAAAGUUUUAGGCCACCAAGCACAAACUAAAGCUAUAGAUGCUACGAUUAGCAUUUAAACGGAUCUUUCCCAAGUUUGUAAGAAUUUUUCUUCUGCCCCAAUUUUUGUUCUUUUGACGACCAAUGGCCUGGCCUGUUUGUUCAAACUUUGUAUAUAAUUCUGUCGUGAAUGCUUUGUACGCUCUCACGGGGCG
Molecule: messenger RNA, 502 nt
Organism: Meira miltonrushii
Lineage: Eukaryota; Fungi; Basidiomycota; Exobasidiomycetes; Exobasidiales; Brachybasidiaceae
Exons: 1
Coding region: 44-367 (107 amino acids)
Source: RefSeq, a predicted model, not a curated record